Messenger RNA from Belonocnema kinseyi, 2326 nucleotides. Its product is annotated as WD repeat-containing protein 75. Bases 62 to 2326 code for a protein of 754 amino acids. The transcript has 15 exons. Gene Ontology annotation, molecular function: protein binding; RNA binding. Gene Ontology annotation, cellular component: nucleolus. Gene Ontology annotation, biological process: positive regulation of transcription by RNA polymerase I; positive regulation of rRNA processing. The record is from RefSeq and is a predicted model, not a curated record. NCBI's taxonomy places the organism in Eukaryota, Metazoa, Arthropoda, Insecta, Hymenoptera, Cynipidae.
CGGAAUGUGUGAUUUGAAAGUGAAUUAAAACCGUUGAAAUAGUGUGAGAUAACCUCAAAAAAUGAAGAAAGAGAAAUUUUCAAAGGAACUUCGAAAUUGUUAUAUUUCGAGUUCAGAUGACUUGGUAGUGCAAAAGAAAGGAGGUGGAAGUAUUAUUGACUUUCGACCACUAUUUUCCGCUGAUGGAGAAAUUUUGUUCAUAAUAUGGAAACAAACGAUUAGAGCAUACAGUGCUCAAACCGGCGAUUUUGUCCGAGAAUUUGAGCCAGCUGAAGGCAGAAUAACUGGAAUUGCCUUGCAUCCAGAUAUUUCUGACACAAUUAUUGGCUGCAUUAACACUGGACAAUUAACUUUUUGGAAUUGUUACAGUGGGCUUGUCACCUCGAGCUUGAAUUUGGAUAUCAAAUACAAUAACAAGAAGGAAUUAAAAAUGAAGUUCUUUCACAUUCUAAAGUACAAAAAUACAAAAGGAAAACCGGUUCAGCACGCUCUUAUUAGUUACACGCUCGGGCAAUCCGGAAACAUUUAUUUAGCUGUCUACCAUUUAACGCAUGGGACUUGUAUUAUGUCAAAAGAAAUCAAAGGAAUGGCUAGUGUAUAUUAUAUUGACAUUGUUGGAAAUUAUGGAGACAAUCUGAUUGCUGUAGGACAAGAAAUCACAGUUUUCAGACUAGAUCCAGCGAAGAAUUUAUCUAUGAAAGUGCAUAGAAUUAGUAGAAGAAUUACGUGUGUCGCUGGCCAUCCGGAUGACCAAUGUGUUGCCGUGGGCGAUUCGAGUGGUCGAGUUGUUUUAUACAAAAAUUUGAGCCAGAGACCAGUUGAGACAGUAUAUCACUGGCACACUUUACCAGUUACUAUUAUAGCUUUUAGUAAAUCAGGUGGUCACAUGUACACAGGAGGCGGAGAAUGUGUUUUAGUAAAAUGGACUCUUUCCAAUCCGCAAAAUAAAGCCUUUUUACCACGUUUGCCAGCGCCCAUCAAACACAUUACUAUUGCCCCAGAAAACAUUUACAUUGCUGUUUCUACUCUGGAUAAUGGUAUUUCGGUUGUAAAUCCUCAACUAAAAUUUACAUCCGUGAUCCAAAAAUUUACCUGGGGAGUUGUAAGUUCUGAUAAAAAUUUGUUUCCGGCUGGUUUAAUUGUGGAUCCUCGAACUGGCAGUCUUGUAUUGAACAGUCGAACCGGAUUUGUUCAAUUUUAUGACAUACCGACUAAAAGCCUUUUGUACAACGUGAAUAUAACGUCGCAAAAUUUAAUAUCGCAAGAACGAAAUGCAGUGAUUGUAAAUACCGAGGUCACAAAAAUUGCUCUAAAUUACGAUGGAACUUGGAUGGCAACAGUCGAAGAACGAGAAGAUGAGGUCUCGUUUAAAGAAGUCAGGUUAAAAUUCUGGAACUUCGAUACGAAAAAUCAGAUUUUCGUAUUAAAUACGUCGAUAGAAUUUCCCCACGAAAAUGGAAUUAACGCUCUCAAGUUCCAGCCUAAUACUUCUUUAACUGGUUACAAUCAUUUUGCUGUAACUUCCGGAAAGGAUAAGAAAUUCAAAUUGUGGAAUCUGGUCGAUCCAGAAUCUUCGUACAAACAAACUAAACACUGGCAGUGUUACAGCGUCGGUUUUUAUCGCCAACUUCCUUCGACUGACGCAGUUUUUUCCAUUGACGGAUCCUUACUAGGCGUUGGUUUUGGUUCGAAUUUGACCUUGUGGGCUCCGGAAUCCAUGAAAUUAAAAUGCAGCCUUUCCUACAUUCUUUAUCCUCAAACGAUAACUCACGUCGAAUUUGGCAAACAGGAUUUGUGUCAUUUGGUUGUGACUGGAUCAAAAGAACAUAUAGCAGUCUGGGAUAUUUUAACGCUUCGUAUUACCUGGAGCGUUCCCUUAAAACUCUCUACACUUACGGCAGAUCCUAAUUCAACAUUCAUGGCCGCUUUUACUAAUAACAAUUCGUUGUUUGUCUUUACGCCAGAAAAUCCAACAUAUAUUUACACAAGGUCCAAUGUCGUAGAAAAAGACAGUUGCAUAUUAGGCGCAACUUUUAUUCCAUUUGCCCAAGAAAAAAAGACAUCGAAAUCGAACAGGUGGCAGAGAAAGUCGCAACUCUUCUUCUUGGAUUCGAACCAGGAACUUUUGACUCUAGAAUCGCCAGCAGACUCUGAAAUAUCUCUAGAAAGUUUAUCAGUGAACAAAAAUAUACCAGCAACAGCUUUCGCACGUACUUUAGCAGCAGAAACAGCUUCCAGCAAGGAAAAACUGGAAUCUUUCAUUCACAAACAGAACACAUUCUCGAAAAAAGAUUACGUUGAAGAGAAAUUCGAGAAAUUGAAUUGA